Molecule: messenger RNA, 2949 nt
Organism: Lytechinus pictus (painted urchin)
Lineage: Eukaryota; Metazoa; Echinodermata; Echinoidea; Temnopleuroida; Toxopneustidae
Product: CD151 antigen-like
Exons: 7
Coding region: 801-1541 (246 amino acids)
Cellular component (GO): plasma membrane
Source: RefSeq, a predicted model, not a curated record
GGGGGGGGGGGUCAUUAAGCAAAUCCAUAGUGCAAAUUUUUAUUUUAUUUCUCUACAUUAUUAUCCCUAUCACAGCCUUACAUGUAAACAAUUCAUCAUUUAUUGCAGAACACAACGAUAUCCAUAAAUGAUGAUCUUUGUACUUUGCAUUUCUGAUAUUGAAAGGUCUGCGACAAUAUAAGUCAAAUAUUAACAUAGUGGCUCGUGCAAAAUUAUGUUUAUUGUAAUUACACAGUGUUCCAUAUGCGGCAUAUGAUGACAGCUUUUUUGUGUCUCGUGAUUUAUGUAGCCCCAGUCACACGCAACUUGAUGUUACCCCUAAACAUUACGAUAGUAAAUAUACCAACUUAAAAAAAAACAGGCGGAAGGUAUACAUGUUUUUCUAAAGAAGGGUAAUCAAAGGGGAAUCAAAAUAAUGUUGAUAAAAUAAUGUCAUUAAUUUGGCACGUUUAGGCUGGGGUUAUCUAAUCCUUUUUGAUUCCCCCUGUUUUUUAUCAGGAGAAGUUUUUACAGAGCUCACGAGUGGAAAAGAAAAAAAAAACAGUCCAACAUCGAAUUACCCGAUCAUCGCCAUUACAUGCCGAUAUCAUCGCUCUCCUAGACCGAUAGUGCAUUGGAACUAAGUGUAACAAGGUGUUCAUAACCAGCAGGUCACACUAUGUGAAUCGUUGUUUGAAGCUCGCCGAAACAACUGGCACAGUGACACUUGAUCUUGCUUUAUUUGAGACAACUUUGGAGGUCAUUGUGAUGCUCAUUCUUUUCUGAUUGUUCCAGUCGCCGCUCUAGAUUUGAAAAUCAAAAUGGUUGUGGGCUGUGGGCCAAAAAUUGCCAAGCUUUUCCUGUUCAUCUUUAACUUCUGUCUCUGGCUAUGCGGUGUCGUCUUGAUUGGUGGGGGAAGUUAUGUCGCUGCUAAGCACAAUGACUAUGAAGAUCUCUUUGCAGACAACGCCAUUCUGACAGUAUCGUGGAUCGCUAUCGGUAUCGGUUUGUUCAUUUUUGUGGUCGGAUUCUCAGGAUGUUGUGGCGCCAUGAAAGAGAGCUCUUGCCUUCUUAAACUGUACUUUUUCUUUGUUCUGCUGAUAGUAUUGGCUGAAGGCUCUUUGGGGAUCGUUACGUUUGUGUUUAGCGGUGAUAUUGAGGAUAGUAUGACCAAGGGCAUGCAGGAGUCUAUUACUGAGAAUUAUGGUUUGAAAGAAGGCACAACCCAAGCGAUCGAUGACGUUCAGAGAACGUUUGAUUGCUGCGGUGCUACUGGAUACGGGGAUUACAUGACUUCUAAGCACCUGCAGAAUGGAUUAGCUGUACCAGGAUCGUGCUGUAAAGAGCCAGGGUGCGAUACCAGUGGACCUAAAGGAAACCCUUAUAAUCAACAUGUAAUCUGGACAGAAGGUUGUGUGCAUGCCACGAAAGACACCAUCAAGAAUCAUUACCUUGCUAUAGGAGGAGCAGCGUUCGGUCUUCUUAUUUUUGAGAUUAUAACAAUGGUAUUUGCUUGCUGUGUCAUAAAAGGAAUCGACAACAGUUAUGAAAAAUACGCAUAAAGGAUUUUUGUCUUCAUUUUGGAAGUUGGUGAUACAGUCCCACUCAUUCAUCUUGGUCGAAAAUACCAACAAAACCGAAGCCUCAAGAUAGAACUGUUCAAAUAUCAUGAAUAUAAACGGAACUCCAACCAAGCUUGGAUCGGAGACAAAGUUUAUGUUAAACCCAUCUCCUUAUAUGAUUUAUCCAAGUAUUACUGGACCAUUCCAAUAAUACGUUCCCCUUCGUAUGUUGUUCCAGCGGGCCCUGCAUUGUACCUUUUCAUUGCCCCUCGUAGUGAUAUAUUUCUAAUAUAAAUCCCCAUUUUUUCGAUUGAAGUUGGUCAUGAUCAGGUCAAUUGUGCUACUUGAGAUUAUAAAUAUGGCAUCAUUUUGAAGAUAAAAAAGUUAUUUUAUUGGCUCACAAGCAGAGUCGGAAUUUGUACAAUAUCGUAAUCUGUCAAAUAACCCGAAUGUAUACCAAAUACGAUAUAUCUAUUAUAAUAAUCACACAACCCAGGAGAAAUGUUAGAUUAGCCAGAUUAAAAAAAUAAAAAAUAAACGUACAUAGAAAACAAGAUAACAAUGUAAUAUAUACUGGGAAAAAAUUGCCGAUGUACAUCAUUUCUUGCUUCUGCUAAUGGCUCAUAGAAAUUAGGACCACUCUUCCAAUAGUCUUAAUGUUAUAAACUAUACAUUGCUGUAUUUCUACGAAUGGAUAAAUUAAUGUUUUCAUUGUUGUUGAUAUAAUCAUGAUUGCUGUAGCUUUGUAAAGAAUUCGGGGAAUUAAAAUUAACUUUGAAAUGAAGUUUAAAAGGUUAAAAGUUGACAGAUACUAGAAACACUCGUCAUUUCUUAUUAUAAGGAACAUUAUUUUCCUACCUAAACUUGUUUUGCAUUUUGUUUUUUUUAUAUUACUUUAUUUGAAGAACAAGAGAAAAUCAGGAAUGACUUUGAAAGAAUUACAACCUGCUCCACUAUUUUACCUUUAUAUUAGCUUAACCUUUCCUCUAUAAUUCUAUAUCGUGUGUAUGUUGAUUUUUAAAAUCAAAAGUACAACUUCAGCGCUAAAUCGAUCAGAAUCUUAGAAAACAAAGUCAUGUUAAAUGUAAGUGAACAUGAAUUAUCCUUGACCUAAACAAGCUUAGAAGUAAAUAAUAUAUUUUGUUCUUUCAUUCUAUUUGAUGGGUUCUAUAUGGAUUUAAAAUGUUCAACGUAUUAAAAUAAUUCUAUUGUCUUGAAAAGGAAACAAUAUUAUUUUUCAUUUUUAAUUCCUUGUUUCUUAUUUAUAAAUAGUGAAACUUGAGUUUUUAUACAAAUAUUCGAGUUAACACAUUUCAGUCAACGCAUUUAUAUUAUUUCUGUAUUUUUUUUUUAUUGUUCUUGAGCGUUAAUAUACGAUCGAUAUACAUUGUCGAUUGAGGAAUAUUAU